AUGGCCGCAUACACUGACGACAGGCCAUUCUCCGUGGAGCUCGUCGGCGCUGUUAUCCGACAAUGUUCGUUCAUAGACAAGAUGCACAACUUCGGCUGGACGGCUCCUAGCUUCCUUAACAAUCAACAGGAUGAGGUUGUCUUGGUUAAUGCUGUCGCUAGAUACCAUGCUUUCCUAGAUCUAAUGGCAAUAUCUCCGGCCCUCCUCCUCGUCCCCACACUCGACAUUGAUUUGGCAUGGCACUCCCAUCAGCUUACAGCGAGUAAAUAUGCGCAAGACUGUCGCGACACAGUGGGUCGAUAUGUCAAUCAUGACGACAAGGUCGAAGAGAACUAUCUAGUUAUAUCCCUGGACAUUACUCGCCACGCCUGGCAGGAGCGUUUCGGUGUGCCAUACAUGAUCUGCGGAUGCCCACUCCCUGGCGAAGCAGCCGGCCAGAGUUUAGGUCACCUCGUCAAGCUGCAAGAGGAGGGAAGCGACACUCGCCGAGACAUCGAUGCGACUCAUCCGCGCGGGCGCAAUCUACAGGAGGCGAAUAUGCAGGAGCGACGCUUUCCGUUCCUCGUACCUGCCCCCUUCGUCGCACCUACCUCUACGUGUGACUCUGUCGAUACGCAAGUCAUUGGUGGUGCUGGAUCCCACGCAGCGGCCUGCGGAUCUUGUGGAGGUUGCGAGGGUAGCUCUUAUGAAGUCACUGCCAGGGGAUAGCACUUCGGCGGCUCACGAUACGCCGUAGUUGGUUGUGGAAGGCGAUUGAUAUGUACGAUGCAGUGAUCCUGUGGAAAUUGUCCGAAUCGAUUGAAUCGGCACUGACUCGACUCGGAUACGCCAGGUGAUGUCUAUGUAUACGUUUCGAAAUCUGUGAUGAGUGUCAGUACGUGCGAUCGCGCAGUAUAUUUGGGUAAUGUCAUCAUGUGCUGCACAUGACGCCUCGUGUUCUGGG
Messenger RNA from Postia placenta MAD-698-R-SB12, 943 nucleotides. RefSeq lists its product as hypothetical. Bases 1 to 708 code for a protein of 235 amino acids. The record is from RefSeq and is a predicted model, not a curated record. The transcript is spliced from 7 exons. NCBI's taxonomy places the organism in Eukaryota, Fungi, Basidiomycota, Agaricomycetes, Polyporales, Adustoporiaceae.